Solenopsis invicta (red fire ant) is the source of this 1540-nucleotide messenger RNA. RefSeq lists its product as uncharacterized. The transcript has 5 exons. The coding region runs from base 85 to 1242 and encodes 385 amino acids. NCBI's taxonomy places the organism in Eukaryota, Metazoa, Arthropoda, Insecta, Hymenoptera, Formicidae. The record is from RefSeq and is a predicted model, not a curated record.
GAUCCGUUAUACCUUAACAGAGCUGGAAAAUUCUUGGCGCAGCAGUCUCGUCGAAGCAACAGGAAGAACAGUUUCGUCAUCGCGAUGAAAAACGACUCACUGUUUGGAAGGAUCAUGUAUUUUGCGAUCUUCCUAUUAUUUGCGGGGAUGUUAGAUGCAAAACCUCUCGAGUACGAAGAUGUUGCAAAUCUGUUACCAACGGAACCUCAGACGACGAAUGAUACUUUAGCCGCCAUUGUGCGGGAUCCGGUGGUGCAAGAUGCUGUGCAAAAUGCGGUCGGCAAUGGAUCCUUAGAAGGAUUGGUAGUAAAGAAGAAAGUGCUUGUUAUGCCCGCCACAGAACCUACUAAGGUGGUGUCACAAACCGAGCAAAUUCUUGUCGUUCCCAUGGUUCAUUUAGAGGAUGUACGAAAAAAUAUAACAGAAACAGUGAACGCAGUAACUGAUGUAGACAGUUUGACACUUACAGAUGCCCAAUUAUUUACUGAAAAUGUUGAAGAUGAAUACACAAAUUCGGAAAGCAAAGAUAUUUCGUCUUAUACAUCGCAGCAUGAUUUUUAUGAACCAUUAACAGAGACAUCAAAAACUACGCGGAAGCCAUUUCUUAUCGACAAUAUGCCGCAAGAAAUUCCUUAUCUCAUGUCAAACCCAAGCCAGGAAAUAACCCCUCCGGAAUAUCCACCGUCCACAAUAUCGGUACCAAUCAUUGCGUUUCUCGAUCCCGUAAAAAUUUCUGAUGAUAAAAUUGACAUGCCGAUCGCAGCAGCGUUAUCAAAAGAAGAUGAAAAUUUGAAAAAUCAAUUGGAGAAUAGACGUGACGUGAUUCAACAGAAUGUUCAAAAUUACGUUGAUGAAAUCUCAUGGAAAAACAAUCCCAGUAAUUGGCGAUUCAAUCCGCCCUCCUCGGAGAUGGAAGUAUCAUCUUCGCUGUACGAGCCGAGUAUGAAACAGACUAAGCACGUGAAUAAUAUUAAUCCUGAAAAUUCGUUGCCAGUUACAAUGUCCCAUAUUGAUAUAGUAACACCACUCUUUUGGACUUCGGAUGCGGACAUUAAUUAUCCCAAAGAUCCACACGAUAUGGAAGUCGCCGCGGAUAUUGUUUUUAGACCUCUUUUUAGAUACCGACAAGAGGUACAGCGGAGAUCUUAUAGAAAGCCAGCUUAUCGAAGAUAUAAUUCUUACAAUUCUUAUCCGAGACGUAAUUAUCGAUAUAGACCCCGAUAUUCCGACGAUUAUUAUUAGUAUAUAUAACGAGAGUGAAUAUUAUCAUAACUAAAAAAAUUAAAAUAUAAUAUAAAUAAAUAAUUAUCUUUUAAAAUAUUGAUAACAAUAUCAAAUUAAACAUAAACUUAUUUAAUAAAUUAUUAAAUUUAUCAUUUAUGGUAAUUUUUAUAUAUUAACUAGAUUGUCUUAGAUUUGUUAAAUUUGAAUGAUAUGUAUGAUAAAUAAAUACUGUGGACCUAAAAAUGUUCUGGUAAUUGAGAAACUAUCAGAUAAAAAAUUAAAAUAAAUUGCCUAAUUUUUAUUCUUUGCUAUUUAA